AUUGCCCAUCCUAGCUUUUCUUCCUCCUUUCUUUCUUCCCGUCGAUAAAGUCAACACUUCCCCUGUAGUUUUCUCUCACUUACUCAUCACCUCCCAAACACCCGAAGACCCUAACUUUCCCCAUCCCCGAAUCCCACGAGCACCAGUUGCUGACAAUGCGCGGCCCAAUUCCUGUUCUCAGUGAGAGAUUUCGCCUGUGGGAAGCGCGGAAUCAAAGCUGAAACCCGGAGAGGAGAGAGGCAUUUCUUCUAUCGGGGCAGAAUCGGAUAAUGUCGGGCCCGCCGAGAUUUUGGUCGUUGAACACCCCCGAGCCGGAGAACAAGGCCCCGAAAAACCCGGCGAAGAAGCCCGGAAAGCAAGAGUCGGAGGCCAAUAAGGAGAGGAAAUCGGGGAAAGUGGCGGCGGUUCUGCGGCAGAAAUCGAUGAACGCGUCUUGCUCGUCUGAAGCUUCUUCGGAUUCGGCGAGCAGCAGCAGUGGGGCGUCGUCAUCCUCGUCGGCUUCGGUGUGGUCCGACUCGGGUGGAAUGCGGCGGAGCGGCGGCGUGGUGAAGAGGAGGCAAUGUGGAGUCAAAAUUGACAAGGAGGAAGAGAAAAAUGGUGGCGGUGGUGGAAUUGCAGCAUUGGAGGAGACUGACUAUGGUGGGUUAGUGGGUAAAGUCGAUUGCUUUGAUCAGAGUAAGAAGAGGUGCCCUUGGGUUACUCCUACUACUGAACAAUGCUACACAGCGUUUCAUGAUGAAGAAUGGGGAGUGCCAGUCCAUGAUGACAGGAAACUUUUUGAACUACUAUGUUUGUCUGGUGCCUUGGCAGAACUAUCAUGGCCUGCCAUUCUUAGUAAACGGCAGACAUUUAGUUACCAAGUUAUUCUUGUGUAUGUCUUGUGUGGGUGCAUGGAAGUGUUUCUAGGUUUUGACCCAGUUGCUGUGUCGAAACUGAAUGAGAGGAAGCUCAUCAUGGCAGGAAGCCCUACCAGCUCCCUACUACCAGAACAGAAGCUGCGAUCAAUCCUUGAAAAUGCAGGCCAAAUUUGCAAGGUUAUAGAAGAGUUGGGGUCAUUCGACAAGUACAUCUGGAAUUUUGUGAACCAGAAGCCCUUAGUGAACCAAUUCCGGUACACCCGCCAGGUUCCAGUGAAGACUUCAAAAGCAGAGGCGAUGAGCAAAGAUCUUGUGAGAAGGGGAUUCCGUAGUGUGGGGCCGUGGUUAUAUACUCUUUCAUGCAGGUAUCGGGUCUAACGAACGACCAUCUUGUCAGUUGCUUCCGAUACCAUGAAUGUAUAUGACGGGAGCUGAAGCAAAAGGCAACAACUGCAAAAGAAUAUGAAGGCCAAGGCGGGAAAGGAAGGAGUUGAUUAGCCAUUCAUUGGGUUUGCGGAUAGCGAGAGUGCGGUGAACUGAGAGAGAUAUGGUUAUGGUGGUGGUGGUGCCCUGACGGGGAGUGUAUGUAUUCCUUCUGUAAAAAAUGGUUUAUUCACCAGCUGCAGAAUAGAAUCUGGGUGAAUGCUUUGUCUGUGUAUAUAUGAUGGUUGUAUUAGUUUACGCAAGUUGUGUAUGUUCUUGAUAAUGUCAAUUUUGGCCCUUCAACUUUGAUACUUGUGACUUGUGAUUUAUGAUUUUACCAAAACUUGCUGUAAUGCUGGUGCUGGAAGCUUGGGGGAG
Molecule: messenger RNA, 1658 nt
Organism: Linum tenue
Lineage: Eukaryota; Viridiplantae; Streptophyta; Magnoliopsida; Malpighiales; Linaceae
Source: the annotation of a GenBank genome assembly